Chanos chanos (milkfish) is the source of this 1503-nucleotide messenger RNA. RefSeq names its product solute carrier family 2, facilitated glucose transporter member 11-like. Gene Ontology annotation, cellular component: plasma membrane. The transcript has 11 exons. The record is from RefSeq and is a predicted model, not a curated record. Gene Ontology annotation, biological process: dehydroascorbic acid transport. Bases 1 to 1503 code for a protein of 500 amino acids. Lineage: Eukaryota; Metazoa; Chordata; Actinopteri; Gonorynchiformes; Chanidae. Gene Ontology annotation, molecular function: D-glucose transmembrane transporter activity.
AUGACUAUAAGAGUUGUGAUUUUUUUGGAAUUCGUGCAGGUUCAGUACUGGAGACUGUAUUUGUUGGCAGUGGUGUUGGGUAUUGGUGGCUCUUUCCAGUACGGUCUUCAGAUCUCAUUCCUGACCGCCCCAGCAAAGCACAUUCAGAACUUCGUGAAUGAGACGUGGCUGGGGAGGUACGGGGUGGCUGUGGGUGAUUCCACUAACACACUCAUCUGGUCCUUUAUCGUGUCUGUGUGCAGCCUGGGCGGAUGGUUAGGAGCCAUACACAGUGGCAGUCUGCCGGUCAAAUAUGGCAGGAAGAAAGCGCUGCUCAUUAAUAACGUGGUUGCCAUGGUAGCGGCCCUGCUGAUGGUUCUAAGCCCUACGGCCUGGUCUUUUGAGAUGAUCCUACUUGGCAGAUUCCUCUAUGGUUACAACAUUGGUCUGGGCCUGAGUGUGCAUCUCAUGUAUCUGGGAGAAAGUUCUCCGAAAAAACUCCGCGGCUUCCUCACGCUCACAUCCUCCAUCUUCAUCGGACUGGGCAAACUCAUGGGCCAGGUCGUCGGAAUCAGGGAGUUAAUGGGUACCGAGGACAUGUGGCCGUACCUGCUGGCUCUGGGCGGCCUGCCUGCUCUCGUGCAGUUUCUGUCCCUGCUCUGUUUCCCCGAGGCUCCGCGGUACCUCUACAUAGACAAGGGUGACAAAGAGACCUGCAAGAAAGUCCUGCAGUGGCUGUGGCAGGAGGAAGACCUUAAGAUGGAGUUGGAUGACAUGGAGAAGGAGAGAGAGAGUGUUCAGGGUCAGGCGGCGAAAACGGUUCUGGAUGUUCUGCGUUCCCGUGCGGUCCGCUGGCAGAUGCUGGCUCUGUCUCUGCCGUGUGCAGGAGUCCAGUUCUGUGGCAUCAAUGCUCUUUAUUUCUACGCCUUUGACAUUUUCCGUGAGUCUGGAGUGGAAGAGGAACAGAUGCACUAUCUGUCCCUGGGCAUUGGCAGCACAGAACUCAUCACCGUUAUCAUCUGUGCUUUCAUUAUAGACCGCGCCGGCAGGAAGAGACUAAUGGGCUUUGGCUACCUGAUCAUGGGCGUCGUCAUGUCACUGCUGAUUUUCAUGCUAUCCAUCAAGGACAUGUACACAUGGGUGCCCUAUUUCAACAUCGCCCUCAUAUUCUCUGUUAUUUGCGUCUAUGGAGUUGGACCAUGCGGCGUGUCCAUGUGUCUCCCUGCUGACCUCUUCCUUCAAGCCUGGCGACCCUCUGCCUACGUGGUCAGCGGAACCAUUAACUGGAUCAGUUUAUUCAUAAUCGGGAUGACCUUUCCCUACUUAGUGGACAGCCUGGGACAGUACUGUUUCUUGAUCUUUGUGACCUACUGUGUCUUCAGCGCCGCGUUCCUGUUGUUCUUCAUCCCAGAAACCAAAGGGAAGACGAUGGUGGAAAUCACAGAAGAUUUCAACAAGCUAAACUAUAAGAACAGAGCUAAGGACUCCGACAAGGAUGACUUAGCCCUCGCUACCAAGUUAUAA